This is a messenger RNA of Lytechinus pictus (painted urchin), 3183 nucleotides long. RefSeq names its product cerebellar degeneration-related protein 2-like. The transcript is spliced from 3 exons. NCBI's taxonomy places the organism in Eukaryota, Metazoa, Echinodermata, Echinoidea, Temnopleuroida, Toxopneustidae. The record is from RefSeq and is a predicted model, not a curated record.
AUGAAUGAUUUUUAAUUCUUUGUUACAUCAGACCUUCAUCUGGCAGCAGAGCUUGGCAAGACACUUCUUGAAAGGAACAAAGAUCUGGAGGCAAGCCUGCUAGAUACACAACAACAAAAUGACGAACAAGCCAUGCAGAUCGUGUACUUGGAGAAGCAGCUACACAUCCUGCGUGAUGUCACCGAGUCCAAGUCCCACAUCUACGAGCAGCUUGAUUUGAGUUCACAGGAGCUGGAUGCCGAGAACCAGCGGCUUAAACAUGAACUCAAGACUGCUCAGCAGAGGGUUCUAAGGAUGACUGAGACUGUUGAACACCUAGAACAUCAAGUGCAUGACCAAGGAUCCACCAUAGAGCAGCUGAGGGUAGCAGAGAAAGAGCGAUUAAGAGAGCGCAGGCGUCUGGAGCGAGUUCAUGAUGCUAUGGUCUCCAAUGGCUGGGGAGGGCUCCCUCUGAGACGGGCUCACAGCUUUGACUUGGGCAAACCAUCUGUUGACAGCCUGUUUGAAGAAGAGUUAAGUAAUCUGCAAAUCCUUAAUCGCAACCUGAAGCAAGAACUGGCCCUUAAAGAACAGAGAGAGAAUGAGCUGGAGUCUGAACUGGCUGUCAUUGUUCGCGAGAACAAAACCCUGGAGAAUCGCAAUCGCGAGCUGCAGGUGAAAUCCAGGAUGUUUGAAAUCAAGAGAGAUUAUAGGUCCUUGGACAACCUGAAUGAAACUGUCUGCAAGUACUGCGAUAGCGUGAUGACUUUUGGUAGCGAUGAGAAAUCAGAUGACCCUGAUAGGCAUAGCGAGUCGAAUAAUGACAAGGAACUGAAGCGGUGUAGUAGUCUUGACCUGCGACCAAUAGCCGAGGAGCUUGGCCAAGAGUCUAGGUGUCCUUUGCCGAACCAUGACCUGGUCCACUCCAAAUCGGACGGUGUGUCAAUACUUGGUGAGAUUGAUGCCCAAUACCACAACCUCAUGGACAAGUACACCACUCUGCUAACGCGUAGUCGCAGUGCCUCCUUCCAUGAGUCCACCAGCAAACCCAGGACAAAUAGCCUCCGACGCAAGAAAGAUUCAUCAUCCAAGGACGGAGGAGACCUGAGCUCUUCUCCUACCAAGGCUUCCAGCUUGAGCCUCACAGGCUCUUGCCCUUCUUCUUCCAGCUCUCCGAAGCAAGAGACAGCCCCAUGUCCGGUGGACAACCAUUUUGAUACCGGGCCGCCAGAGUAUAAAGCACUCUUUAAAAGGAUAUAUCAGGUUUUGCAUAGACCUCUCAAAAAGCCCAAGCCCAAGCUUGAUAAUUCAUGAAUAAACAGGGUUCACUUAUUAUGGUUAUUAAUGCAGUAUUGAACAAGGUGAAAGAGAUUGAUAAAAGACCCAGACCGGACCCAAAACAGAAAUUGACAAAUUAUACACCAUUUGAAAACUUAGAAACUACUUAACACAGCAAUGCAAGCCUUUAUGCGUUGUCAUUGCUUACCAGCCGAGUAUUUUGCUGAAGUAUUUUCCUUUGCGAAUUAAAAAAAAAAAUUGAAUUCAUGAUCUUUUCGACAUACAAACCUAUAGAUCACCGAUCCCCCCCCCCUCGCAAUAUGACAUCAUGUAAUCCAGGUCGUUUGGAAGCUUGAUAAAGCCUAUAGUCAGAACCUGUUAAUUUGAGUUUUUCUUAAGCAAAAUACUUAGCUGUCAAGCAGUGAAUAUGUGUAAAACACUUUGUAGUUAUAAUUUUCCCUUUUGUCUUUUUCACUUUUAGCUCCGGUCUGGGUCUAUAAGAGAUAGAAACUUGAAAGUCAUAAAUGACGGUUGUACUUAUAAUACUUUCAUUAACAUGAGUUUUAAUUGGUUAAGUUUUAUUACAUUAUUGUUCCAAUAUAUCUACUGUGAAAGCUCUCUGAAGCUAAUAUAAUCUGAGACCUAUAUCCUUUGCUCAACCUUGAGAAGGAAAUGAUUUCAAAUAUAUAUUUUUUGAUGUUGGUGAAUGUGACAACCAGUUCUUCAUACAGUUUUGGUUAACAUAGCAUUUCUAGACUCUGUCAUUUGAAGUGUGUGAUUGCUUCAAAUCAAUCUUGAAUAAAGAAAGAUGAUAAUACAAUAAUUUGUCAUCUAGAACCUGUGUCGACCACUGCGGUGCUGAACAGGUGUGACAAUUACCUUUUCAUGGAUCAUUGAUAAUCAGUCCGCUUGCUAUUCUGGGGGGUGUUUCAAGUAUGACUUAGAGUUGCACAUAAAUGAAGAUGCGUCUAUGAUAUGCAACAUGCAAUCUAAUUGGUCAAUACGCAGUAGUGCGCGUCCUCUUGGCAUGAUGUGACCAAUGUGGUCAUGUCUUUUAUAAUGCACGUGGCUAGGCAUUUAAGUGCGACUCUAAGUCAUACUUCAAUCUUUGUGAACACCCCCCUGGUUUCAAAUUAAAGAGGCAAUGGUUAUUUAUUUUUGGAAGACAUGAGAUUUAUUUUAUUAAAUUGCUUCUAUUUAUAAGAGGAAGAUCAUGUUAAUCAUGCCACUUUCAUUUUCUCCAAUAUCAAUAAUGAAAUCAGGCAAUAAGCCUCAGGAGCUUUUUAAGUAUACAUAUCGGGACAAUCAUUUACAAGGUUUUUUUUUUUAAUGAACCGACAGGUGUAUUUUACUAUAUCUUUUUGCUCUCUGAUGUUCCUUCAAUCUUGCCAUAAUACAGUACCAAAUUAUGAGAAGUGCAAAGCAGUUUUAAAAACAAAAACUAUUCAUAAAAAAUGAGACGGAUGAUAUUGAACUAGAUCUAGGUAAAUUGGAAGAUGGAACAACUACAUUAUGUAAAAAAAAACAAGUGCAACUUUCAUCUAUUUUUUUUUUUUCGAAAGAAGUGUGUUUUAAUGGUUUUCUGCAUUCCAACUAACUCAGUUUGCCUUCAGUGUCUCAAACAUGUUUGUCGCAGUAUUGUCCAAUAAGUAUUAGUCGCUAGGUUCAAUGUAUAGUGUGUGUGUCUGCUGUUGGGUUUUAGGAUGAAGUUAGAGCUUACUUCAGGGUUUCUGAUAUUGAUGUUAUUUACAGUUCAUCUUUCAUUUAUCUCCCUUACAGUGUAAACCAGGUGGGUGUUUCAUAAAGAUAUUCCUAUGUUACGAACGACUAUAUGCAUGACUGGGCCCGUAUUCCAAAGAGAUAUGAUUGAUUCGAUCAACCUCAAGUAUGUGGAAAUCCAUCAAUGUCAUAAUUUUCUUCUGUAGG